AUGGCGAGAAUAGGUCGUGAAGAGAAGGGGAUUUCGCCCUUCUUUUAUUUCGCUAAAUCUGUCCCUUGCAAGCCUAAGACCAAGAGCAGGAAGAAAACGACGAGCAGGACAAGCACCAACAAUCGCGCAGUCAAAGAGCCGACCAACCUCUUGAUCACGAAGGCUGAACUCAGUGACAACGCCCAGGUCAACUUCAACAAGAAGGAACUCGAGUCCGUGCCCAAGCCGAUAUUGUUACCAUCCUUCGGAGGAAACCCAGACAACGGAAAACAUGAAGGACGUGGUGGUGACAUCAACCUCGAUGCGGACCCCUUAAACUCUACAGAUUUCGAUGAUGAUACAUACUCGCCUCUUUUGAGAUUCAUUUGCGAGCACAGUUUCAUGCGGAACAAACAUUACCCUGUCUCAUUGUCCUCGCGUCAACAGUUCGUCCGGGAUGUACAUGAGGAGGCUGGUGAGCUAGGAUACAAGGAGAAAGAAGUUAAUAGGGUGCUCCUUGAUAUCAAGCGCUAUUACCUGAAGAGUGUUGGAUCUGCAGCUGCAUUUUCGGAGGGAAUAGAGUUCGGAGACGAGAUUGAUGACUCUGAUCCAGCUUCGCACGAAUCCGAGGUGCCGAGCUCGAGUGAUCAGCAGACUUUUAAGCAGAAGAGGGACGAAGCCUUGACUAGGGCUGACAGCUUAGUGGGGAAACGACUUGUCAAUACCACGAGCCUCUCCAGACGGACUGCGCUAACUCCCUGUGACGCCCUUGAUCAUGAUGAUGUAGCCGAGGAGGGGAAGCUGUCAAAAUUUCAAAAGAAACGGAAACGAAAGCGUGAACGGAGGCAAAGUUCAGACCAGCCCUAUUCUGAAGCCCACAAGGGGGCGAGAAAAACUGCGAUUACCGUUGACCUUGAAUCUGCAAAGGUUGCUUCUCUGAACAAGUCAGAGAAGCCACUGAUUUGCGGCAAGGGCAAAAUGCAAGAAGAGCCGCGAAAUUGGUCAAAGAAGAAGAUACAACGCACUGCUAGACGCCAAUCAUCGCAGUCCUCGAUAGAGGUCCGCGACUGCAGAACCGAUGAUUUGCCGGGGGUGACAACCGGCAAUGAGGUGAGGUCAAAAUAUUUUAUGCACUCAAACAUCGGAGACUUAAAAAACGGAAGAGCUGCUGAGAUUGAAUCAUCGCCCCUGGUCCGCAAACAUCGCUCCAUGCCAGACCAUGUCCUGAGCAUGGCCGAGGACAUGGGCAUGCUUUCUGACAUUUUGCUCUCCGACUCGACUUUGAGUGAUGUACCCAGCGACAUUGAUUCCUUUCCUAAUAGCCCCCGUGCGUCUCCUGAUCGAUCCCUAUCACUUCAGCGCUGCCUCACGGAGAGCCUCGAGGAGGUAACCGGGAUUCCAAGCGAACCUGUCACGCCUACACGAUGCGUCAUUCCCUGCGAUGCGAUGGAGCAUACGCCCCACCCAUUUGACCUUUCGUUAGAUCGUAUACUCAUACCAGAAAAAAGACCCCGUCUUAAACCAACAAGGAUAUCACGCUAUUUCCAGAGGCCGUUCGUUAACGAAGACUCUUGCCUGCCGUUCCCCCCAAUCGAUGCACCAAAUUUUGGUUUAGUACAAGAGCAACUCGCCCACGAUCCAUUCCGCUUACUCCUCGCAACGAUCUUCCUCAACCGAACACGUGGCGGCGUUGCGCUUCCCAUCCUAUUCCAGGUCUUCGACAGGUACCCCACGAUCGAAGCAAUGGCCGUGGCCAACCCACACGAGCUGGUAUCCAUGAUCCACCGCCUCGGCUUUCAGAAUCAGCGUGCAAGGAAAUGUAUCGCACUAGCGCAGACAUGGCUGAGUUGUCCGCCUUUCCGUGGCAGACGGUACCGGAAACUCAACUAUCCACGCAAGACUGACGGCCGGGACGUCAAAGCCGGUGAGUGUAUCGACGACGAAGAUCAGCGGAUAGCUUGGGAGAUUGCGCACCUCCCUGGGGUGGGAGCUUAUGCCUUGGAUAGCUGGAGAAUCUUCUGUCGGGAUGAGUUACGGGGUCUGGCUAAGGACUGGAGAGGGAAUGGUGCUGCGUCGGCUGGGUUCGUCCCCGAGUGGAAGUCAGUGCUGCCGCAGGAUAAGGAACUUCGCGCUUAUUUGACGUGGAUGUGGUUGAAGGAGGGGCUUAUCUGGGACCGGGAAACAGGGCACACUGUAAAAGCGAGCGAGAAGGUCAUGCGCGCUGCGAGGCGUGGUACAACCGCUCACAUUGAGGAGGGUAACUGGGUUCUUGAAACGUCGCCGGUCAAGCGGGGGUAG
Messenger RNA from Aspergillus nidulans FGSC A4, 2277 nucleotides. RefSeq names its product putative pre-mRNA splicing factor. The record is from RefSeq and is a predicted model, not a curated record. The transcript has 2 exons. Gene Ontology annotation, biological process: DNA repair. Lineage: Eukaryota; Fungi; Ascomycota; Eurotiomycetes; Eurotiales; Aspergillaceae. Gene Ontology annotation, cellular component: nucleus. Bases 1 to 2277 code for a protein of 758 amino acids. Gene Ontology annotation, molecular function: DNA binding; catalytic activity.